AUGGAGCUAAAAGACUAUGGGAAUAAAUCCACUGUCACUCGGAUUAUCCUUAUGGGAUUUGGAGAUCUCCAGCAUUUGCAGAUUCCUCUCUUCCUGUUCUUCCUCGCAGUUUACAUUGUGACUCUGUUGGGGAACCUCAUCCUCAUUGUCCUGGUGGUGACAGACCAGCACCUUCACACCCCCAUGUAUUUCUUCCUGGGCAAUCUGUCAUCCUUAGAGAUCUGUUACAGCUCUACCAUUGUGCCCAGGUUACUGAAUACGCUAGUGACUGAUGAUGAAACAGUUUCACUCAGCAGCUGUUUAGUGCAAUAUUUCUUCUUUGCAUUUCUAUUAGCGACAGAAAGCCAUUUGCUCUCUGUCAUGUCUUAUGACAGGUAUGUAGCGAUAUGCAAACCACUGCAUUAUGCAACCCUUAUGAGCUCCAGCAUCCGUAUCCGGCUCGCAACCAUUGCAUGGAUCAAUGGUCUAACAACCAGUGUGAUAUUGCAGUUUUUCAUCUCACAGUUAGUUUUCUGUGGCCCCAAUGAAAUUGACCAUUAUCUUUGUGAUAUUGAUCCUCUGAUCAAACUCUCUUGCAGUGAUACCAGCCAGGUGGAGCUUGCAACUGUUAUUCUGGGAUUCAUAUUCACCAUGCCUCCUUUAUUUCUAACUCUUGCAUCGUACACGUCCAUACUGUCCACCAUCUUCAGAAUCCCAUCCAGCACAGGGAGGAGAAAGGCCUUUUCCACUUGUUCCUCUCACUUGAUCAUGGUUUCCUCCUUUUAUUUGUCUAUGAUGAUUGUGUAUAUGCUUCCAAAGAAUGAAGACAUGAGAAGAAUAAACAAAAGCUUGUCUCUCUUGUACACAGUCCUUCCACCUCUGGUGAAUCCUUUCAUAUACAGUCUCAGAAAUCAGGAUGUAAAGGAGGUUCUUUUCAGGAAGCUUGUGACCUUCAGUACAAUACAGAUAUUUCCAGCUAAAGUUUGUAGUGUGAGACAAAAAUAA
This is a messenger RNA of Hemicordylus capensis (graceful crag lizard), 984 nucleotides long. Its product is annotated as olfactory receptor 2AP1-like. The coding region runs from base 1 to 984 and encodes 327 amino acids. Gene Ontology annotation, molecular function: G protein-coupled receptor activity; olfactory receptor activity. The transcript has a single exon. Gene Ontology annotation, cellular component: membrane. Gene Ontology annotation, biological process: G protein-coupled receptor signaling pathway. The record is from RefSeq and is a predicted model, not a curated record. NCBI's taxonomy places the organism in Eukaryota, Metazoa, Chordata, Lepidosauria, Squamata, Cordylidae.